Molecule: messenger RNA, 1612 nt
Organism: Marmota flaviventris (yellow-bellied marmot)
Lineage: Eukaryota; Metazoa; Chordata; Mammalia; Rodentia; Sciuridae
Source: RefSeq, a predicted model, not a curated record
CAGCUCAGGAGGCUGAGGCAGGAGGAUCCCGAGUUCAAUGCCAGCCUCAGCACAUGGUUCCGGGGACACCAGGAGGUCCCAGGCCAAGGCCCAAGCAGUGGACACUGCGCCAUGGUGGACCCGGGGCCUCUGGAGGGCGGCUACCUGGAGCUCCUCAACAGCAGCGCCGACCCCCUGCACCUCUACCACUUCUAUGACCAGAUGGACCUGGCCGCCGAGGAGGAGACCGAGCCGGGCUCAGAACCCGACGCGGACACCAUCAACUGCGACCAGUUCAGCAGGCUGCUGUGUGACAUGGAAGGGGACGAGGAGACCAGGGAGGCGUAUGCCCAUAUCGCGGAACUGGACCAGUACGUGUUCCAGGACUCGCAGCUGGAGGGCCUGAGCAGGGACCUUUUCAUGGAACACAUAGGACUGGACGGGGUGCUCGGCGAGGGCCUGGAGGUGCCGGCAGAACCAGGGCCAAGGAGCCAGAAAAGACCUCUCUCAGAAGAGCACCCUGCAGACCUGAAGCACAGGAAGCUCGCCGAGGCCCCUGCUGUGCCCAUAGUGACUGGCAGUUUCCUGGUGGGACCAGCGAGUGACCCGGCCUCCCCGCCUGGCCUGCCGGCUGCUCUGUUCCACCAGGAGCCAACGUCCAGCCAGAUCCACCCGGAGAAAGCUGUGCAGAUGCCCGAGCCUUCCCCCACGGCCUCCGCGAGCUGCCUCCAUCUCCCUGCUGGGCCCAUCCAGCUCAUCUCCACGCUGCCCACGCUGCCCACGCUGCCCACGCUGCCCACGCUACCCCAGGGGCUCUGGCCCAUCUCGGGCGCCGGCACCGGCCUGUGCAGCAUAUUGAUCUGCCACGGUGAGACGCCCCUGACCAGCCAAGCCCCACCUUCCACUGGCCCUGCCGUCCACAGCCUCCCCACGUCCCCGGACCGGCCCGGCUCCACCAGCCCCUUCGCUCCCUCUGCAGCUGACCUGCCCAGCAUGCCUGAGCCGGCCCUGACCGCCCGCACAGCUGGGACAGAGGACAGGAGUUCCCCAUGCCAGGCAGCGCCAGAGGUCUCCACUGAGCUUCCAAAAUGGCCUGGUGAGUGGCGCGGCGGAGUCUCUCGUCCUGGUGGUACGCGCAGAGCCCCGCCUGGCUUCGUCCAUCCAUGCCAUGUGUCUUUGGCCCCAUGUGUGUUGGCUCGUCCACUGGGUCACUCGCUUGAUGCUGCCAUUGCCCACCAUCCCUCCAACGCUAGCUUGGGAGCCACCUACGGGGGACCUGCCCCUCGGGAAGCCCACAUCCCUGACAGCCACCUAGUGUGGGUGCUGACAUCCCCUCUGUGAGGCUGAGACUGAGGCCCAAGGGUACGUAGUGGGCUCAAGUCACACUAAGCAGUGAGUCUGGACAGGAACGCGCCCACGCAGGCUGCCGUCCUCCCCGGGACAGUGAGGGAGCAAACAUGACUGAGUGAGGGGCGGCCAGGAAAGGCAUCAAAGCGUACCCCAGUACUCAGGGGCUGUGCAGGGGGGUGGCAAGUUCCAGGUCCGGGGCCACUUAGACACUGUCGCAGAAUUAAACAUAGAAAGGGCUGGGAUGUGGCUCAGGGGUAGAGCUUCCCUGGGCUCCAUCCCCAAU